UGCUGCCCAACACUGCACCGGGCAAUAUAUAACAUAUAUAUGCAUGCCGCGGUGCAGUGGCACACACAUACCACGCUCUUUGGCACCAUGGCGACUACUCCGGCGAUCGUCGCGGCGCUGAUCUUGGCGGCAGCACAGCUGGCGAGCGCGAGAUACCACCGGCAGCCGGCAGCGUCCUUCAAGACGUCCGAUUGGCACGACGGCAGCGCCACCUUCUACGGCGACUCCUCCGGCCUCGGCGCCGACUUCGGCGGCGCGUGCGGGUUCGGCGCCAACGACAUCGUCUCGCUCUACUCCACGAACACGGCGGCGCUGAGCACGCCGCUCUUCGCCCAGGGCAACGGGUGCGGCCAGUGCUACGAGCUCCGCUGCGUCAAGUCCCCCUGGUGCAACCCGGGAUCGCCGUCGGUGAUCGUCACCGGCACCAACCUGUGCCCGCCCAACUGGUACCUCCCCAACGACAACGGCGGCUGGUGCAACCCGCCGCGGCGGCACUUCGACAUGGCCCCGCCCUCCUUCCUCAGGCUCGCGCAGAGAGUAGCCGGCAUCGUCCCCGUCCAGUUCCGCAGGGUGCCGUGCCAGAGGACGGGCGGCGUGAGGUUCUGCCUGCAAGGCAACCCCUACUGGCUGCUGGUGUACGUCAUGAACGUCGCCGGCAGCGGCGACGUCUACGACCUGGCGGUGAAGAGGGCUGGCGACUCCGAUGGCUCCUACGUCCCGGCGACCCACAACUGGGGGAUCACGUACCAGGUGUUCGCCGCUCUGGGCAACGAUCAGGGGCUCGUCGUCAAGAUGACCAGCUACAGCUCGCCGCAGAAGACAAUCAUCGUCAACGACGCCAUCACCGCCGGCUGGACCGCAGGGCUCUGCUACCAGGGAUCCAACAACUUCUAUUGAUCAAAACCGAUCGAUCGAUCUACAACAGUCCGAAUCAAUCUCUUCGUUUUGUUCUCAUAUUCUGGCCCUGCGAGCGUUGAUAAACUCUCUUUGGUUUCAUAUAGGAUGGUGCUAAUUCACCUUCUCCGAUGCGUUUUCCUUAAAAAAAUUGUUAAAUGUAUCGUAUGUUUUGUACUUGCUAUCUAUGAUUGAGUACAGUAUAUAUCCCUUAAA
Messenger RNA from Phragmites australis (common reed), 1110 nucleotides. Its product is annotated as expansin-A17-like. NCBI's taxonomy places the organism in Eukaryota, Viridiplantae, Streptophyta, Magnoliopsida, Poales, Poaceae. Gene Ontology annotation, biological process: plant-type cell wall organization. The record is from RefSeq and is a predicted model, not a curated record. Gene Ontology annotation, cellular component: extracellular region. The transcript has 3 exons. The coding region runs from base 40 to 897 and encodes 285 amino acids.